This is a messenger RNA of Bathycoccus prasinos, 789 nucleotides long. RefSeq lists its product with no specific name. The transcript has a single exon. The record is from RefSeq and is a predicted model, not a curated record. The coding region runs from base 1 to 789 and encodes 262 amino acids. NCBI's taxonomy places the organism in Eukaryota, Viridiplantae, Chlorophyta, Mamiellophyceae, Mamiellales, Bathycoccaceae.
AUGCCGCCGAAGAAGAAGAAGAAGACAAAAGAGAAACAGAUUUCCCCCCCGUUGGAGGAGAAAAACAACGACGCAAAGGUGAAGAAGACCAAGACGACGAAGACCGAGCGAGUGUUGGAAGGAGGAAAGAACGAGGACAAAAGAAGCAAACGAAAAGGAGCAAAAGAUGUGAUGGUGUUGCCGAUACCACCAUCUCUCACGAAGACGACGACGGAGAAGAAAAAGAGUUCGAUACUCAAAACGACCACACAGGUGAAGACGAAGACGAAGAAGGAGAACGAGGACGUCGAGAACAACAUCGAAGAAGAAGAAGAAGAAGAAGAAGAGGAAGAAGAAGAAGAAGAAGAGAAAGAGAAAGAGAUGCAAGACAACGAGACUACGAAGAACGAGAACACGAAUAAUAAUAACGCGUCUGUGAGCUUCUUCGAUCGAUUGACGGCGGUGCUCAGUUCCGCGAAGAAGAAGAAGAGCGCUCGAGAGGAAACGCCGACGAGUAAGAAGACGAAGGGAAACGACGACGACGAUGACAGUGAGACGGCGAAAAGACCGAGCAGUCGGAAGAGGAAGAUUUCGUUUUCCUUCGGCGGCAAGGAGGAGGCGACGAUGAUGCCGCCACCGCCGUCGAGUGGUAAGAGGAGACGGGUGACGUUUGAGGACGAAUCCUCGCUUCUCGGCGCGGGGAGGAUGAGGUACGCGACGGCGAUUGGAAUCUUAGCCGGGACGACCGCGUGUGUUUUGGGAGGGCACUUGGCCUCGGUGGCGUAUUUGUUGGAUAGUUUAGGCGCGUAG